This is a messenger RNA of Apus apus (common swift), 2102 nucleotides long. RefSeq names its product betaine--homocysteine S-methyltransferase 1. The transcript is spliced from 8 exons. The coding region runs from base 73 to 1290 and encodes 405 amino acids. Lineage: Eukaryota; Metazoa; Chordata; Aves; Apodiformes; Apodidae. Gene Ontology annotation, molecular function: zinc ion binding; betaine-homocysteine S-methyltransferase activity. The record is from RefSeq and is a predicted model, not a curated record.
UGUACGGUCUUGUGCUUCGUGCCGAGCCGUCGGGGCAGCCGGCAGCCGCCAGCGUCCCUGUGCGCCAGGAAGAUGCUGCCGAUCCGGAAGACCGCGAAGCAGGGCAAAAGGGGUAUUCUAGAGCGCUUAGAUGCUGGAGAAAUUGUGAUUGGAGAUGGAGGAUUUGUCUUUGCUCUUGAAAAGAGGGGAUAUGUAAAAGCUGGGCCUUGGACUCCUGAAGCAACAGUAGAACACCCAGAAGCAGUUCGUCAGCUUCAUCGGGAGUUCCUCAGAGCUGGAUCCAAUGUUCUGCAAACAUUCACCUUCUACGCCAGUGAGGACAAACUGGAGAACAGAGGCAAUUAUGUAGCUGAGAAAAUAAGUUGCCAGAAAGUGAAUGAAGCUGCUUGUGACAUUGCAAGAGAAGUAGCUAAUGAAGGCGAUGCUUUAGUGGCUGGAGGAGUCAGCCAAACACCAUCAUAUUUAAGCUGCAAGGAUAAAGCAGAGGUGAAAGCAGCCUUCCGGAAGCAACUAGAUGUCUUUAUGAAGAAGAAUGUGGACUUCCUUAUUGCAGAGUAUUUUGAACAUGUUGAAGAGGCUGUCUGGGCAGUUGAAGUUCUAAAAGAAUCUGGAAAACCAGUAGCAGCUACAAUGUGCAUUGGCCCAGAAGGAGACAUGCAUGGUGUGCCCCCUGGACAAUGUGCUGUCCAACUGGUAAAGGCUGGUGCUUCUAUUGUUGGAGUCAACUGCCACUUUGAUCCAGAUACUUCCCUGGAAACAGUGAGACUGAUGAAAGAGGGCUUGCAGGCUGCUAAGCUGAAAGCUCACCUGAUGUCCCAACCACUUGCUUUCCAUACACCUGAUUGUGGAAAGCAGGGUUUUAUUGAUCUCCCAGAAUUUCCCUUUGGUCUGGAGCCAAGAAUUGUAACCAGAUGGGAUAUUCAAAAAUAUGCAAGAAAGGCCUAUGACUUAGGAGUUCGUUACAUUGGAGGUUGCUGUGGAUUUGAGCCAUACCAUGUCCGAGCAAUAGCUGAGGAACUGGGUCCUGAAAGAGGAUUUUUGCCAGAAGCUUCUGAGAAACAUGGUAGCUGGGGCAAUAGCCUGAGCAUGCAUACCAAACCCUGGGUCAGAGCAAGGGCAAGAAAAGAAUACUGGGAAAAUCUGAAGCCUGCUUCAGGCAGGCCAUAUUGUCCUUCAAUGUCAAAGCCAGAUGGCUGGGGAGUGACCAAAGGAGCUAAGGAGCUGAUGCAACAGAAAGAAGCAACAAGUGAACAACAGCUGAAGGAGCUCUUCCAGAAACAGAAGGUCUAAUCCACUGCAGUUCUGUAAAUGUUAUAAUAAUGUAUCUACAGACCAUGCCUCACAAGAAAAUCUGUGAAGAUGCAUAUGCUGUUGAUUUAUCAGUUAAGAUGUAGUGGAAAAGACAAAAUGCAGAAAGAAUGUGAUUAAAGAUUAAAUGUCAAAAUCUUUCUCUGGACAAAUAGUUUAGAGAAUACAGUCAGAAGGAAGUUAGGUUUUUCAUAAUAAUUGAGCUUCUGUUAGCUAGGUGCUAUUAAUUGGAUAGACACAGAAAUACGUGGAAAGUAAUAACAGGUUCAACUCACCUGUGGAAAGAGAAAAAGCUAGCUAUAAAUAUAGUAUCAAUGGACUUCCACUCCUAAGUCUGUUUUCAGUUGGGGAUUAUAUAGGAGUUUCCUCAGACCUCAAGAUUUGUUGAGGGUACUUCAGGGACACACAAGCUGCCAAUAGUUGAGACACACAGUUAUCUAUAGUUGCUUUCUUGACUUCAAAAGAAUAAAAGUAAACUGGAAAAUACAUCUUAUAAUCAGAAUAAAAAGAACAGAACAGUCUUGCAGGAAUUUCUUAUAUGCAGUAGAAAGGUUUAGAGAACUUUCAGGAAAGAAAAAUGGCAGGUAAAUAACUCACUACUUCUGUCUCAAGAUACUGUGCACUCAAGAUUUAUGCCUCUGGAGACUAAAAAGCUUAAGAGAUUAUUCUAAAAUAAAUAAAUAAAAAGAAAUAAAAGUAAUAUGAUGGAAAAGUAUUGUAUUAUCUUCACACCUUAAAUUGUAAGAGUUCAAAGAGAAUCACAUAACUCCAUUAAACAAAUAAUUUUCAAAUGA